Vittaforma corneae ATCC 50505 is the source of this 1002-nucleotide messenger RNA. RefSeq lists its product as uncharacterized. Gene Ontology annotation, molecular function: ATP binding; ATP hydrolysis activity. The record is from RefSeq and is a predicted model, not a curated record. The transcript has a single exon. The annotation marks the transcript as partial. Lineage: Eukaryota; Fungi; Microsporidia; Nosematidae.
GUGCCUGGAGAGAAAAAAUCUGAAAAGGCAAAAGAGGCAUUUACAAUUUCCAGUGAAAAAACAAGUGUCUACAUCCAACCAUUCGAGUUUAAAAAAGCCAGUGAGGUUUUUCUAUCCCAUUAUUGUGGAAGAGAAGACAAAUUGAGAGAUUUCACAAAGUUGAUAAAAAAUUACCUCAGACAACUUAAAACUUUUAGCAAGGAAGAAUUAGAUAAGAUUAGCGCCUUUGCAAAGACUAACUUUGCACUGCUAGGCCCACCUGGGACUGGCAAGACAUUGUUUGUGCAUUAUAUUGCUACAAUCACAAAUAGGUAUUUGAAAGAAGAGUUCUUGAAAAACAACCACAAAGAUGUUUAUGAAAAACUUAGAAACAAUAGAGAACAGUUGGAAUAUUACAUGGACAAUCAUAUGCAGUCCAGAUUGUUGUUCUGUGAAGUGUCUAGCGGCAUAACCAAUAAUCUUUAUUUUGGUCAAUCGGAGAAAAAUAUUAAUAUAUUAUUUGAAGCAGCUAGAAAGCUUACAGAAGGCGAGGAUGCAUUUGAAGCAGUGUUCAUAUUCUUUGAUGAAGGUGAAGUGUUCUUCGGCAAGCGUGUGGCUGAUAGCACAAAUCAAACAACAUCCAAUAUAAAAUCUGAGCUUCUGCAGCGGAUCGGAGUGAGACCUACCGACAAAUAUAGACCAGUGUUUGUAUUUUGUGCAACCAACAAAUUUGACACAUUUGAUAGUGCCUUUAAACGUAGAUUUGGAAAUCAGGCUAAAUUAGGCGUACCAAAUGAAGAAGAAAGGGACAAAUAUGUAAGAUUUGUGUUCAAGGACUUUGAUUUGAAAGAAAAUGAAAUAAAGUUGAUUAUUAGUCUUACAAGAGGACGAUCGCAAUCAUUUCUUCCAAAAUAUGCCCAAGAAUAUUAUAUAGAAGAUGAAAACGGACAAAUCGUUGGUCUAAACCUGAAGCAAUUUUUAAUAUUUUUAUACAAGAAUAGAGAUAAUAAAGAUCUGAUAUGA